AUGGCGGUGUUUCACGACGAGGUGGAGAUCGAGGACUUCCAAUAUGACGAGGACUCGGAGUCGUAUUUCUACCCCUGCCCGUGUGGUGAUAACUUUUGUAUUACCAAGGAGGAUUUGGAGAAUGGAGAAGACAUAGCAACGUGUCCUAGCUGCUCUCUCAUUAUAAAAGUGAUUUAUGAUAAAGAUCAGUUUAUGUGUGGAGAAACAAUCCCAGCCCCUUCUACCAACAAAGAAUUAGUUAAAUGCUGA
Molecule: messenger RNA, 249 nt
Organism: Orycteropus afer afer
Lineage: Eukaryota; Metazoa; Chordata; Mammalia; Tubulidentata; Orycteropodidae
Gene: DPH3
Product: diphthamide biosynthesis 3
Exons: 3
Coding region: 1-249 (82 amino acids)
Biological process (GO): protein histidyl modification to diphthamide
Molecular function (GO): metal ion binding
Source: RefSeq, a predicted model, not a curated record